AGGCACUGAACAUCUUUCGCAAUUGUCAAAGACCAGUAUUCUCACUUGUUCGACAACAAAGUUAUCAGCUCCAAUGAAGACACAAAAUAAGUUUACAAUUACUAAGAAAAAGGUGCCUUAGGCAUUCUUUAUUUUACUCAAACACAAAUUUACAGUUGAUUGUUACAAAAUAAUAAAACAAAAACCUCUGAUUCAAUAUUGAAAAGGAGAGUAACUACAAUAUCUUUCAAAGUUAGGUAAUAAAUAUCAGUCUGUGGACUUCGAAACUUAUUUCGUGUGUGGUUUAUGUUUGACAACUUUGACUAUAAGGUGGAAAUGACUAAAGCCGUGUUCCUAAUGGACUUUUAUUUUUAAAAGUACCGCGACCUUUCUGUAGAAUGAUAAAAUUAAAUCAAAUGGGGAUGCAGGGUAAACUGACCUCCCUGUCAAUUUGCCGCAACCGUGAUGUAAAACUAACAGGCCAAAAGAGGUCGCAUUUAAGACUUCUGGGAAACCACGGUAAUUUAUCAGGGCCGCUACUUCUACCGCGACUGUGCUUUAAAAUGCCGGGAUAUAUAAGUCCAGGUGGGAAAGUACGUCAAAAAUAUACCAAAAACCAGUCACGGUAACUUUCCGCGAGGCAGCUGUGGAAAAAAAUUCAAUGGGAACAUAGCUAAACAUUCUUUGAGUGUUCAGUCAAAAAGGUUUUGUCCGAUAUAACUAUAAAAUAUUUUUGUUUCUCUCCUACUUCCAGUGAGCUCCAAAACACUCCUCCCAGAGGUGAGCUGGAACCGGUUCCUGUCCUCAAGAAAGAGGACUUCACAGACCCAACGAGUGGUCAAACAGUUCUUGGCAGAGGUGCUUUUGGAGAGGUGACUUUAAAAUACCAGCAUUCAGCUGCCCGAUGGGUCGCAUACAAGUCGCUCUUUGAGGGCAGCCGAGAUGACAUCGUCUUAGAAGCUCAAAUGAUGCAAUUGCUUGGAAAACAUCCAUCGUUCCCUGCCAUCUACGGUGUUGUGAUUCAAGAUGACCACCUUGCUCUGGUGACAGAGUUUCUGGGAGAUGAGCUCACAUCCCGUCCGCUAUCUCUCACUGAUGCGUUGCAGGGAAAGCGCCCUCUAGAGCUCUCGCAAGGAGAGUGGAACGACAUUGCUCAGGAUAUUGUUGAUGGGAUGUGGUACAUGCAUCAAUGUAGCCUACUCCACCAUGACAUAAAGACGGACAAUAUCCUACUUGUUGAGAGUGCCACACGAUGGGAGGCACGUAUCAUAGACUUUGGGCAAUGCAAGCAGUCCAAAGAACAACUUGUGGUUCCCCUCCAUGAGAAAAUAACCCCUCGUUGGGGAAUGAUGGCUGCCAGGUUACACUGGACAACAUUUAGUGACAUUUAUAGUGUAGGGAAAAUACUCCUUCUGAUUGGUCAACAUGGGAAUGUUCCAUCACUUACUGAGGGGGGACUGUCCCUCAAGAAGAGUGCAAAUUUGUCCAAAGAGCCAUCUGAUGAUGAGAAAUACCCUCAGAUGGAAAUUGUUCGAUUCCAACUACGAAACAAAAGCAGAAAAAUGUGGCAUUAA
Messenger RNA from Asterias rubens (European starfish), 1553 nucleotides. RefSeq names its product serine/threonine-protein kinase pak-2-like. Gene Ontology annotation, cellular component: cytoplasm. The record is from RefSeq and is a predicted model, not a curated record. NCBI's taxonomy places the organism in Eukaryota, Metazoa, Echinodermata, Asteroidea, Forcipulatida, Asteriidae. Gene Ontology annotation, molecular function: ATP binding; protein kinase activity. The coding region runs from base 945 to 1553 and encodes 202 amino acids. The transcript has a single exon. Gene Ontology annotation, biological process: signal transduction; protein phosphorylation.